AUGGGUGAACGGCCUGCAGGUCACCAUCACCAGGUCCCAGUACCCGUCCGGAUACCGUUGUCCACUCUUCGUGCACAGCCAAGAUCGCUUGGAAAUAUUGUUCCUGCCAACGUUCCUCGCCAUUCCAUGGUGAAUCAGGUGUACUUGCUUCCAAAGUCUGGGAUUACCAGCAAUGUACUUCCAAAUACGCCAAGCGUGAUGCAAGUUCGGAGUCUGGCCGUUGGUCAAGCUGUGCUUCAACCAAAUGGUGUGCUUACUACUGCCCCAGUUAUGCCUCGAGUUGUUACACCACAAUCGGGAUCAUCAACCAAAUUGGUUGGAUUCUUCAACCAACUGUUGGAGUUAUCGAAGAAUGUAUCCGCUAGCACACACGGCUCAGUGGCAAGGCUGAUACAGGCGCUGGUGAAUGGAGAACUUGAUGCCAGUUCUUUCAGCACACAGUUACGCAGCAAUCUUAAAAGUGCCAAUCCCGGUAUGGAUCUCGCUCCAUUUAUAAAGGACAACAUAGAUUUACUAAGGAGAGAUUUAGCCAAUGGUGUUUGUCGAUUACCAAAUAUACAGCCUCCGCCAAAAGAGAUCUUCUCUACAACUACGCCUGUCCCCGUAACAAUUGUUACACCAUUACCUACUCUGGGUCUACAUGCUCGUGCUAAUACUGUAGUCUCUACAACAAUCCUUUCGUCAUCAAUACAAGGUGGUCCUCGCAUCGCUCUCCCAACCAAUACUACUCCCCGUAUAGUAGGAACACUUAUGCCAUCAGUUUCAACGCCAGCUAUUCCUGGCAGUCCUGCUACUGUUCUCACAUCUCGAUCUCAGCCCCCAUUAUUAGCUCCAGCUCCUCCUAGGGUUUGCGUUGCACCUACAAUUAACAUUGAUGCAGCUGCAACUUUGGGCGCCGUUACAAGAUACCGUUUAGCCCAGCCUAUUAGCGGUGUUACAUCCGCAACCGUUGUCCUACCUGGUACAGCUGUGACAACAGUGGUCCCGACACGUUUCACGUCAGCUAUUAACGGGACACGGACAAGUUAUCAAAACUUAAGACCAAUUAUAGCUUCUUCAUCAACUUCGUCAGCCUUUGGUAUUAAUCUUGGUUCAAUAAAAUCAGCCGCUGGAAUGUCAGCUGUUGUAUCUCCUUUAAUACGCGCUAAAUCCGGAUAUACUAACUCUUACACAUCUGGGAUCUUACCUGCUGUACAUAACAAGGUAGGCUCCAGUCUUUUGUCUUUGAGUGGAUCUUCGCUUUUCAUAGACGGUGGAGACCGGAAGUCAAAUGAAGUGUCAUUUUUAAGUGAUGAGAUACGUCACACAUCUGCAUCGCCAAUGCGUGACACUCCGUUCUUUCCCCCAGAAAGAGUCAGAGAAGUAUUAGAAGCUCAUGGUAUCAAGUCACUAACAGAAGAAGCUAUUAUAUGCCUUGCCCACGGUUUACAAAUAUUUAUCAAAGGUCUGUUAUCGAAAUUGAGAAUUAUAGUGUCACACCGUCUGGAUCGUUUAGGUGAAGAUUCCCGUUUGGUGCGAACAGAUCAUACACGUGAGCAGCUAAGAUUUCUACAAAAGUUGGAUGAACAUGAUCGAAUAAGGCAGUCCGAACUGGAAAAGGAUCUGAUUCUUAAGGCUGCAAAGUCGCGCUCUAAAAAUGAGGACCCACACCAAAUGCAAAUGAGGGAAAUGGCUCGAAGAAUAGCAUCUGAAGACUAUGAACGGGAAAAACAACAUCAAGCCAAUCUCACAGCUCUUCACGCCAUUGGCCCACAGCGUAAGCGUCGUUUGGAUACUUUGGAUGAGAUGGGUAAUCCCAUCUCAAGCGAUGGUUUGGGAGGAUCCUACCCAUCAAGAAAUGGUGCUACUAAAAUAAUUAGUGCACUACCCACUACUAGCCGCCUUUCCAUUGUUAGCGCCAAUCGUCUAGGGAUUGUAACUCCAGUUUCUAGUAUGCCGCAGUUCAACUUAGAAACUACGUCUUCGAAUUCCAACACGUUGGGUACUCCGAUCAGUGGGACUAGUGACGGACCAAAUACAACCGGGUUUUCGCUGGCACUAAGUCUUAGAACUCACCGCGCUACUAUGCGAGAUAUUCAGGUUGUACUUUCCCGGACACCGAGACUUCGUCGUACGCGUACUUACUACAAGACGUAUUGGCGUUCCCAGCCUUGA
Trichobilharzia szidati is the source of this 2154-nucleotide messenger RNA. Lineage: Eukaryota; Metazoa; Platyhelminthes; Trematoda; Strigeidida; Schistosomatidae. The record is from the annotation of a GenBank genome assembly.